Molecule: messenger RNA, 893 nt
Organism: Hippopotamus amphibius kiboko
Lineage: Eukaryota; Metazoa; Chordata; Mammalia; Artiodactyla; Hippopotamidae
Gene: COMMD4
Product: COMM domain containing 4
Exons: 8
Coding region: 55-654 (199 amino acids)
Source: RefSeq, a predicted model, not a curated record
GCUGACCCAGCGCGACAGGAAGGUGAAAGUCCUGGGCGCGGGCCUCCUGGCGCGAUGAGGUUCCGGUUCUGUGGUGACUUGGACUGUCCUGACUGGGUCCUGGCAGAGAUCAGCACACUGGCUAAGAUUUCCUCCGUGAAGCUGAGGCUGCUGUGUGGCCAGGUGUUGAAGGACCUUCUGGGGCAGGGGAUUGAUUAUGAGAAGAUCCUAAAGCUCACCACGGAUGCCAGGUUUGAGUCAGGCGAUGUGAAGGCUACAGUGGCAGUGCUGAGUUUCAUCCUCUCCAGUGCGGCCAAGCAUAGCGUGGAUGGCGAGUCCUUGUCCAGUGAACUGCAGCAGCUGGGGCUGCCCAAAGAACAUGCAGCCAGCCUGUGUCGCUGUUAUGAGGAGAAGCAAAGCCCCCUGCAGGAGCACCUGCGGGCCUGCAGCUUGCGAGUGAACAGGCUGGCAGGCGUGGGCUGGCGGGUGGACUACACCCUGAGCUCUAGCCUGCUGCAGUCCGUGGGAGAGCCCGUGGUGCACCUGCGGCUGGAGGUGGCAGCUGCCUCGGGUGCCCCGGCCCAGCCCGUCACCAUGGCCCUCUCGGCAGACAAGUUCCAGGUCCUCCUGGCAGAACUGAAGCAGGCCCAGACCCUGAUGAGCUCCCUGGGCUGAGACAAAGAACACUUGGGUCCCGGGUGGAGCUGCCCUCUGCACUUCUCUUCAGGCGCAGCCCCAGCUCCGUGACACUGGGGGCCUGGCCUCCUGGACCUCUGGCUUCCUAGGUUACCACAUGAGAGUUCAGCCUCGGGAUCCCGAGAACUCUUCCAGCAUUGCCUUCCCUUCCCUGCGAAGGGCACAUGUCAGUGGGUUUCAUGGGAAGGAAUAAUAAACAGAAGUGUAAGAAGUGUAAA